UCUUAAGCCAUACUCCAUCGCCGGCAGUAGUUUCUGCAGCUUCCAUCUUACGUAUCAUACUAGUUUUUAUAAGCUCUAGACUCUCUAACAAUGGCUGUACUACCAGAAGAGGACAGCAUAUCUCCGGCGAGAGAUCCGCGGCCUAGACGACAAGAACCGAUUCUGGAUAUGUCUGCUGGCGACGAGAAUGAUGCGGCGGUCCACCAUAUUCUCCACGUGAGUGAUCCCGUCAAGGAGCCGCGCUCCCUCUCCUUCUUUCUCUCCUUCAACAACCUCACUUACACCGUGAAAAACAGCCCCAAAUUCUCUCUUCCGGUGAGCUUCCGUCGCCGCAGAAACCGGAGCUCCAGCAACAGCCGGCUGCUCGACGGGGAGAGCAAGAGCUCGUUCACGAAGACGAAAGUGCUACUCAAUGAUAUCUCCGGCGAGGCUCGCGACGGUGAAAUUCUGGCCGUUCUCGGCCCGUCCGGGAGCGGGAAAUCCACCCUCAUUGACGCCUUGGCCAACCGGAUUUCUAAGGACAGCCUGAAAGGGACGAUCACGCUCAACGGCGAACCGCUGGACUCGGGACUGCUACAAGUGAUAUCAGCUUACGUCAUGCAAGACGAUCUCCUGUAUCCGAUGCUCACCGUCGAGGAGACGUUGAUGUUCGCGGCGGAGUUCCGGUUGCCGCGAACGCUAUCGAAGUCGAAGAAGAAGAUGAGAGUCCUUGCUCUGAUCGAACAGUUAGGCCUACACAACGCCGCGAAAACAGUGAUCGGCGACGAAGGCCACCGCGGCGUCUCCGGCGGAGAGCGACGGCGCGUUUCCAUCGGAAUCGACAUAAUCCACGAUCCGAUCAUCCUCUUCCUCGACGAGCCGACCUCGGGGCUCGACUCCACCAGCGCAUUCUUAGUCGUGAGAGUCCUAAAGCAAAUCGCUCAGAGCGGAAGCACAGUGAUCAUGUCGAUCCACCAGCCGAGCUAUCGUAUCCUCCGAUUACUCGACCGCCUCAUCAUCCUCUCCCGUGGACAGACCGUGUACGGCGGACCGCCGGAAAACCUCUCCGAAUUCUUCGCGGAUUUCGGGCACCCGAUUCCGGACAACGAGAACCGAACCGAGUUCGCAUUAGAUCUCAUCCAAGAGCUUGAGAGUAAACCAGACGGCACAAAAUGCUUAGUGGAUUUCAAUCUGACGUGGCAAAACUCUGCGAAGACCAAAGAAGUAACUCCCAUGGCGGCGUUAACAUUAACGGAAGCGAUCAGAGCGAGUAUUUCGCGGGGGAAGUUAGUUUCAGGUUCAACCGGCGGUUUAUCUUCCACUUCAGCCGUGGUCCCGGUUCACGCGAACCCGUUUUGGACCGAAAUAGCGGUUCUCUCGAAGCGGUCUUUCACGAAUUCCCGGCGGAUGCCGGAGCUUUUCGGGACCCGGUUGGGGGCGGUGGUGCUAACCGGCUUCAUCCUCGCCACCGUGUUCUGGCGGCUGGAUAACUCCCCCAAAGGCGUACAAGAGCGGCUAGGGUUUUUCUCCUUCACGAUGUCCACCAUGUUCUACACGUGCGCCGACGCGCUGCCGGUUUUCAUCCAAGAGCGCUACAUCUUCGUGAGGGAAACCGCGUACAACGCGUACCGGAGAUCCUCAUACGUGCUCUCCCACGCGCUCGUAUCCUUCCCCUCCUUAGUCGUCCUCGCAAUCGCGUUCGCAUCCUUGACGUUCUGGAGCGUGGGCCUGGACGGCGGUGCGUCGGGGUUCUGGUUUUGCUUCUGCCUCAUGCUGUCCUCGUUCUGGGCCGGGAACUCCUUCGUGACCUUCCUCUCCGGCGUCGUCCCCCACGUGAUGCUCGGAUUCACGAUCGUCGUCGCAAUCCUGGCGUACUUCCUCCUCUACAGCGGAUUCUUCAUAAACCGGGAUAGGAUCCCGGUGUACUGGAUCUGGUUCCACUACAUCUCUCUGGUGAAGUAUCCGUACGAGGCGGUGCUGCAGAACGAGUUUCAGGAUCCGAACAAGUGCUUCGUGACGGCGAUCCAGAUGUUCGACGGCACCCCCUUCGGGGCACUGCCGGUGGGGAUCAAGGAGACGGUGCUGCGCAUCAUGAGCGAGACGCUGCACGUGGACAUCAGCAGCUCCACGUGCGUGACCACCGGACCCGACAUUCUUGCCCAGCAAGGAAUCACUCAGCUCAACAAGUGGGAGUGCUUGAUCGUCACCGUCGCCUGGGGGGUCUUCUUCAGGAUCUUGUUUUACUUCGCCCUGCUCUUGGGGAGCAAGAACAAGAGAAAGUAAUAAUUGCAUGCAUUUGAAGAUUAGAAGAACAACAACAACAACAACGAUGAAU
This is a messenger RNA of Ipomoea nil (Japanese morning glory), 2314 nucleotides long. RefSeq names its product ABC transporter G family member 6-like. The coding region runs from base 91 to 2262 and encodes 723 amino acids. The record is from RefSeq and is a predicted model, not a curated record. Lineage: Eukaryota; Viridiplantae; Streptophyta; Magnoliopsida; Solanales; Convolvulaceae. Gene Ontology annotation, cellular component: membrane. Gene Ontology annotation, molecular function: ABC-type transporter activity; ATP hydrolysis activity; ATP binding. The transcript has 2 exons.